Molecule: messenger RNA, 1635 nt
Organism: Glarea lozoyensis ATCC 20868
Lineage: Eukaryota; Fungi; Ascomycota; Leotiomycetes; Helotiales; Helotiaceae
Exons: 3
Coding region: 1-1635 (544 amino acids)
Source: RefSeq, a predicted model, not a curated record
AUGGCUGCUGCCGUACCACGAGGUGUAGGACCUUUCCUAGCCUUUACAGAUUACACAUGGGACAAAUGUUUCGAGAUAGACACGCCCGAAGAGGUAAUCGCAUUUGUCAAAAAAGUCUGUGCAUAUAAAGAUAUGAAGACCGACCGUAUGGCUACCAACAUCGUGUCAAAAUUCAACUUGACAAAUGGGGUAUUGACGGGAUUGAUCUUCUUGACACCAACCGCGCAAGGAACGCCUCCCUAUCCGGUACUUGACCCAAUCAUGCUCCCGCUGGGCGGAGUGGAUUUACCACACUACACGGUCUUCGAUCUCCUGGGAUACUGCAUGGCACGAGCGGCAUUAUUCGAUCCCAUCGUUGAUGCAGGUCCAAAAGCACCCACGGCAGGAAACUUCUACAUGCCUUUACUAAGUUUGUUUUGCCGCUGGUCGAAGCUCCUUGUUAGUAACAACUUCCUGCCGAAUAUGCACUCCAUCACCUGGGUAGAAAAUGCCAAAGAGGUACCGCUUAAGAUCGUACUUGGUUCGACGAUCCCUACGGAUGUGGGUGGUAAACCAGCGGAACAGCCAGGCAAGACGGAGGUUCAAGAAGCUAGACUGGUGAAGAUCAUUGGUGCAGCCGCGACGAACGGGACGAAUUUCAAGACGAAAACGCCAACGGAGAAGGAUGUUGAUCCGGAAGGGAAGAAACGUAAGAUAAGAAAGGAUGAUUUCGCUUAUCCAAUGAAGAUGAACGCAGCUGGGAAGUUUGAGAAGCAAGAUUUCCAGCUGUUUGGGCACUGCUCUGAGUCAAAUCAGUUUGUGUGGUAUCCUUUCCGCCUGCGUGGUCAAACCAGCGAAACCAUCUACGGUCUAGCAAUGGCACCUCCCAAAGCCCCCAAAACAGGAGCUUAUACGUUCGGAGCCUUUGAAGGAGCGUUAGAGGAUCCAUGUAUCAACUGCCAGCGAAUGAUUCGGGUACUCCUUGGGGAGCAAGGCCAAGCGGCUAGUACGCCGAAGCCCAAGGCUAAAGUACCUACAGAUGAUGCCUUGCUGGACGAUUACUACGAGCAGUUGGGUAAGGACAAUGUCAUGGCUAAGAAGCAGAAAGCUUUGGAUAAGUCGACUAGCCAGAAUGUGUUGCAGUACUUUGGAGUCACUGAGUUGAAGAAGAAUAAGGGGCUGCCAAAUAAGAAGGGUUCGAUUGGAAUUUCAUCUUUUGCGGCGGGUGGUACUAAUCCGAGGAGUUUGAAUGCAUUAGCAGUCGCUCCUGGGGGUGGCGAUGACGAUGAUAAUGACGAUGCAGAGGGAGGUGACGAAGAAGCGGGCGAAGAAGAAGCUGACGAGGACGACGACGCUGAAGAUGCGGAUGAAGAUGACGGAGAAGCUGGGGAGGACGAUGAGGCUGGAGAAGAGGAAGGUGAUGGAAACGCGGAGGAAGACGACGCCGGAAGCGAAGUUGCAGAAGAAGACAACACCGCGGCAGAUGAAGACGAGGAUGCUGAUGACGCGGCCGGAGGAGAUGGUGAAGAUGAAGAGGCGGACGAGGACGAUGGAGAGGAGGAGUCUGGCGAAGACGCGGAGGGGGGAGAAGAAGGAGGGGGGAUGAGGGAGGAGAUGAGGAGGAGGAAGCAGAAGAAGAGGACCCUGCGCCGAUAG